Molecule: messenger RNA, 12295 nt
Organism: Vespula pensylvanica (western yellowjacket)
Lineage: Eukaryota; Metazoa; Arthropoda; Insecta; Hymenoptera; Vespidae
Product: nucleolysin TIAR
Exons: 13
Coding region: 3046-4281 (411 amino acids)
Molecular function (GO): mRNA binding
Source: RefSeq, a predicted model, not a curated record
GUCUUUGAAACAGAUAAAAUUGUUAAAAUUGUAGGAAAGAAGAGUUUUCAAACGUCAAACUUGUCCGACGGAAUUCAUCUCUUCCAUUGGACUCACCUUGGCAUGUAGGAAAAAAUAUAAAAACGAAAUCGUGAAAUAAGCUGUCGAAUCAUAAAAUAGGGGUACAUGAGGAAUAAGCUGGAACAAUAACAGGGUGAUUCGAUCGACGAGUUAAUCGAUCUUCAGGGGUUUUCAAGUGAUCCCUAGCACGCGUCCAAUUAUUCUUCAAGCUUGUCGAAAGUGUCGGCAGUCUAAGUAGUAUACAUUGAAAUAAAUCGGACACGGAGAAGGAAAUAAAGCCGUUUCGAUAUUCGCUUGAACGAUUAGAGUUUUUUUUCGAGGAAGGGAAGGGAAAUAAAAAGUAGAAGAAAAAGAAGUUGAGAAUUCGUCGGACGAUCGUAGCGGAAGAAAGCGGAGGGAAGUGGAAGAGGAUAAAUAUUUCGGUGAAUAGUCUAACUGAAGGUAGUGCUUGCCACGUGAAACUGGUCGCUAUUUCGCCGGGCUAGACGAGCGGCAAAAGCUCGAAACCCCCUGGUUUCCCGCGCACAGUACGAGCGAAGCACACACAACUACCCCGACCAACCAACCGACGAGCCGAGCCGCCGCCACCAACCCCUACACACAACAACCCAACGAAGCAUCCCCCACUCUGAAUCGCACAACAGCCUGAGCGGAAGUGCUAGUCAGUCGGCGAGCGACCUUCCAACAUUACGGGUUAGGUUCCCUCUUUUUCCGCCCGUCGUGUCUUCAUCCUCGUUUGUCUGAACGCGGGGACAAGCUUCGUUGCGGUUCGCGUCAACGUGAAAGGGAGAACGGAGAUAGUAAGAGAAAGAGAGAAAGAGAGAAAGAGAGAGAGAGAGAGAGAGAGAGAGGGAGGGAAAGAGAGAGAGAGAGAGGGCGAUCACGCGAGAAGAUACGUGUCAUCUCGAGAAGGAGAGACUACGGGGGGUUGCCGUCGCUUCAUUCAUUUUCUAUAAUAAAUCGUCAACCUGACGAUUACUCUCAACGACAUCCGCCGCAACCGCAUUUGAUACGUCCGUAGAAAAUCAGGAAAGAAGAGAAUACGAAGUGGAAAGUAGUAUAACGAGUAAAGGGAAAGGAAAAUAUAUAGGAUAAUGUCAUUUUAACCGGAUCCCUCGUUUCGCUGAAAAAAAAAAUCAAUGCGAUAUUUCUCACGAUCGAUCAGCUAGCAAUUAAAGUGUAUUUCUACUACUAUUAUCGAUCAUCAUCGAUCCUUCCUCGUACACGCCUACCGGUAUAUCGAAGUACAACGAAUAGCGAUCGUCUACGAUUUAUUAUUUUCUUUAGGAACGCGUGUGUUACAUCUCUGUGCGAAUAUAAACGAUAGACCUAGAGAUCUUUGGUUAAUUGUGAUACGACACAUUUGCAUACCGAGAAUACAUCGUCCAAGAGCCACCUGUUCGCGAGAGUGAAAUCGACGAUCGACGAGAAUUCCGAGAGAGGAAGAUCAUUACGCGCGAUAGCCGAUUGAAAUGGUGCGAGGAUAAAAAAGUGCCGCUAUUGUGAACGGGAAGGGAGGAUCGCGAUAAAUCGUUGUUGUGUACUUGUUGAAACGCUCGAGCACGUUACUUUUCCUUUAAUACUCCGAUAACUGUUUCCUAUUCGAAACUCGUGUUGGCGGUAUAGUUGAAGAAAGUUUUCCACAGUAGAGAGAAAUCGUAGUCCUAGCAAGAGAAAGAUCGUAAACGCGUUCGCGAGGAGGACGUUCUUCGUACUCGCGAAGUUUCCGUUCGCCGACGCUUCUCACACUGCCUCUUCCGGAGAUUGCGAUCGGAAGUUACCCCAGCUCGACCACGUGGUUAUGAGUAAGCAUCAGAGGCGCCGUGACUUCUCCCGGUGAACGCACACGCUUAGCUGCUCGUCUACAUUUCCGCUCAGCCGAACAACGACGACGACGUCUAUAAUACCUUUGCUACUUUUCGAUAUCGAUACGCUUGAAAUUCGUCGGAUCACUUUUAUCGCGAUUAACAAAUUUGUGCACGACUAUUGAUCGUCGAGCUCGAUUCUUCGCGAAUUUAAUUGACGCGUCGAAAGGUAUCCGAAAGAUUCGAUUUUGUCGAAGCUGGAAAUAAGUAGAAAGUUUCAUUAAUAGUGAAAUAAACGUAAAGAAAUCGCGCGUAAGCGAUCGAAGGUGAUCGAGUUGGGAAGAAAAGAAAGUAGCAAGAUCCCAGCCGCGGGGGAUCCCGAAAGGAAGGAGGGUCCAGCUGAGGUGGUCCAGUCCGGCUCAACGAUCGGUGUCAGGAGGCCGAAUCAGUCAGGCAAUUCAGGAGGGUGGGUGCAGUGGUGCAGUGGUUGCAGGAGGGCCAGCGAGGUUGGGGUGGCCUCGUCUACAGGCGCGUUGGCACCGAGCACACCGGGCCCCGGGGCUGCGGUGGUGGGCUGCCUGCUUGGGGUGUACCCGUGUUCUCCCUCCUCCACGGGGCCCAGGGGGCCCCUAACUCAUCACCACCUUCAGGCUAUCCCGGCACCACAACAAACGAUCGGCUGCCGUGCCUGUUGCUGUGCGCAUACCAAUCACCAACCUCCUUCGGUCCAGCUUACUAGCCAACGGGGCGGCCUAUCGCUGAGGGUAGCGAGGGUGGCGUCCACCACCUCCGUCCGAGCCGCCCCCUACGCCCACCCCCAGCACCAAGGGCUGGGGCAGGAGUGCAGGUGUAGGGAGGAGACGGGGGCAUUGGGUGGAGGUGGUGCGCACAUCCUCGGCAGCCCGAUGCUGUUCGUCCCGUUCACGGUGCCCACUUUCCCUGCGACGCACCAUCAGACGACUCAUCCUGCGCAUCAGACGCAUCAUCAACAGCUGCAGGCCACCAGCCAGAAUCCGGUGCAGCAGCCGCAGCAGCUCAACCAGCUGAAUCAGCUGAGUCACCUGAAUCACCAGGGCAUCGUGCCGGCAACAACCAAUCAACCAACUGUACACAGCACCAGCUGUUCGCCGCAGCAACAAGCAACUACACCGAACAAGGUAAGAUCGGCGAUUCGUGGAAGAUGAACCCCAUCUACAAACACGAUUCGUACUCGCAACAACGCGUGGAGUUGUCCAUCUUAAUUCGCAGUAAGAUGACCGAUAAAGGAAUGCUCGCGAUGAUCACCAGGACUUAUCGGCCGCGAAGGUACGCGAAGGAAAUGAAAGUUAACUGGGCGACAUCGCCGGGCAACCAACCGAAGCAGGACACCAGCAAACACUACCACAUAUUCGUAGGAGACCUGAGCCCGGAGAUCGAGACGCAGACCUUGAGGGAAGCCUUCGCUCCCUUUGGCGAGAUCUCGGAUUGCAGAGUCGUCAGAGAUCCACAAACCUUCAAGUCAAAGGGCUAUGGAUUCGUGUCCUUUGUCAAAAAAGCGGAAGCGGAAAUCGCCAUCGGUACCAUGAACGGGCAAUGGCUCGGUAGCAGAAGUAUUCGAACGAAUUGGGCGACUCGCAAGCCGCCCGCACCAAAAUCUGAAGCGAACGCAAAGCCGCUAACAUUCGACGAGGUAUACAAUCAAAGCAGUCCGACCAACUGCACAGUUUACUGCGGCGGUCUGACCAAUGGUUUGACGGAGGAGCUCAUGCAGAAGACGUUCUCACCGUUUGGAUCUAUCCAGGAGAUUCGUGUAUUUAAGGACAAGGGAUACGCCUUCAUCAGGUUUUCCACCAAGGAAUCGGCCACGCACGCUAUUGUGGCGGUACACAACACGGACAUCAAUGGGCAGACGGUGAAAUGCAGCUGGGGAAAAGAAAGCGGAGAUCCCAACAAUGCUCAACAAACUGGACAGGCGUUAUCGUCGGCGACGUACCCAUACUAUGCGGCGGCAGCAGCUGCCGCCGCGGCGGCGGCGGGCGUCGCGGGUGUCGGAGGCGUCGGUGGCGUCGGGGGUGCCGGCCAGCUCGGCUACUGGUAUCCGCCCCAAUCUUACCCGACAACGGCAACGCAGAUGCAAGCCGGUGGUUUCCUUCAGGGAAUGCAAGGCUAUACUUACGGUCAGUUUGCAGGAUACCAGCAGGCGCAGUAUAUGGGAAUGGGAAUGGGUGUCCAUGCUGCUGGCACGGCAGCUGGAUGGGGCCAAGGAUUACCUGGGGGACCACAGUUACCACCGCACCACGCUACGACGGUCACGGCACCCCCAGGGGUUCAAGCCGCACCCCCGCCUCCACCACCCCCGGCGCAAAUGAUGGCCUAUCCGAUGCAACAGUUCCAGCUAGCGGAUGAGGACUGGCUGACGCCUAGCCUUCUAGUGUGAUGGUAAGCAAGUACAUCCCACCGACAGGAACAACUUCUAAAGCAACAACAUUUACCACCACCGACAGCAACAUCAACAUUUCCGUCACCAUCGACGCCACCGCGACAGCAAAAGCAGUAAAAAUCGUGCCGCUUCCGGCCUGACGUCUCGCGACACGAAGGGCAAUAAAGGUCGAGAAACGAAUAUAAUAUUAGCUUAGCAAAACGUAGAGAAAAAGGGGGAGGGGCAGGGAAUAAGGUUGAUAGAAAGUGAAAUGUAGAGAGGAGGAGAUAGAUGUGAAAGUGGAAGGAGAGAAGGAAAUAGAAAAAAGGGGGAGGGGGAGAGGUAAGGAAAGGAACGAAGAAGAUACAAAAGCCGUGAUAGAUUUUACGCAAGAUCCUUCCAUCCUUAACUACCCCAUUACGAAUUUCCACUCAUCCUCCGUCGAUUUUAAUUGACUCGAGCUUGUAAAGGAGGAGAGGGAUAAAAGAAGAAGAAGAUGAGAAAACGAACGAAAGAAAAAAAAAAAAAAGAUAGAGAAGAAAUUCCGCUGUUGUUGAGCAAUCGGUGACGACAGACAUCCUCUCGCGUUAGUCCGCAAGAGAUCUUAGUCUAUUUCUAGUCUCAAAUAAUUUUAGGUAGUGUCUCGCCGUGUCACGUUAGUGUCAAGCGCUUAAGCACGAAAACACACGAGUUCUCGGAUGCACGGACCAACCAAACGCGUUCGCGCAGCAACAGUUGUCUUAGUUUUACUACACAACGGCCGACUUUAUGAAUGCACAACGCACGCACGCUUGUCGAAAGAGAAGAAAAGAGAGAAAAAGAGAUAGAGAUAAAGAUGAAUCAAUCGCUUAGGUUAUGCACGCGCACGCGUCUACGAUCGUGCGAAAUCGAUCAUCCAAAACUAAUUAGUCUCGUCUCCCUGAUCGCAUCUAUAUACAUACAUACAUACCCCAUUCCCACCCUUAUCACUUAAUCCCCUUGCGCUGUGUAUAGUGCGUGCUUUUCGAAGAAAAAUUUUUUCCAAAUGGACCCUUUCGUCCUAUAAGAAAGAACAAAGUGGGAAAGGUAGAGAAUCAUCGGAUACCGAUCUGUUUCGUUAUUUUUAUAGUUUUGGGCAUAAACGCGAAUAGAGAAAGAAAGAAAGAGAAAGAGAUAUGUGUGUAAUCGAUAAGAAACUCGAACUCGCACCGCCGUAAGAGUGCGAAGUAAUCUUUUUAAUUCACAGUGUAUAAAGACUAGGUAAAAAAAAAAAAGAAAGAAAGAAAAAAGAAAAUUGUCGAGAAGUAUCGUGAAUUUACACGAGAAGAGAGAGAGAGAGAGAGAGAGAGAGAGCGAAAGAAAGAGCGAGAGAGAGAGAGGAAGAGAGGAAUAUAUAAAAAGAAAAUUAUUAUAAACGAAAUCCAACAAGUAGCUAGUUAGAUAGGUAUAUUAUAUUACAAAGUUGCUCGACGGACGAUUCGAAAUUCGGCGGCAAAGCGGAGGCGAACUUUUUCCGAUUGAAUCCACGAAUAAACUAAACGACGAUGAUUUACGCGUUUUUAAUACUGCGCGCGAUCACUUACGCUCGCAACCUCCGAUAAAAUAACUCUUAAUAAACAAAUGCUAUUGCGAAUCAGUACAACCAAACGUACUCUUUCUUAACUUUUACAAGAGAAAGGGAGAGAGAGAGAAAAAGAGAGAUAGAAAAAGAAAGAGAUAGAGGGAUGGGGAGAAAGAAUAAAGGAGAUCAGUUUGCCAGGUGCAAGAGCAUUUCAUACACGCAUGUGCAUUUAUACAUACGUAUUUGCUAGAACAAACUCGAGGCCAAAAAGACAAAUCAUCCGAGCGAGUCAUCGUAUUUAACAAAAUAGAUGAACAAAUAAAAAAAAUAAAUAUGUAGAGAAAGAAAGGGGGUAGGAGAGAGAGAGAGGGAGAGAGAGAGAGAGAGAGAGAGAACUUGUAAGAAAAAAACAUAAGAAAUGGACCGCUCAAUACUCUCGAAGUAUAAACAUUUUUAUUAUUAGUUCUCGUCCAAACCGAUCUCUGACAUUCGACGAGACAAGUAUUUUUAUAAAAGGAUCGUCGGUGUGCGAGCUUCGGGUCUCGCGACGCUCUCGAUCGUCACGUCGUCGUCGUCGUCGUCGUCGUCGUCGUCGUCGUCGUUGCCGUCGCCGUCGUCGUCUUGCGGCCGGUCAAUCGCAGUAAUAACCCUUGGUGGUUUUUAAAUAAGCGUUAGAUUUUUAUAUAAUACUAAAGUACAUACAUAGAACCAAGCACUAACGAAGAAGAAUAAUAAGGAGAAGGAAAAAAAAGAAAUUAUGAAACUCGUGACUUUAAGGACACUUAAGCAAUAAACCGUUAAGCUUACAAAUGGGUAAAGAUUAAAAUAAUAGACAAAAUAAAAAAAAAAAAAAAAAGAAACGGCUUUAGCAAUCUCUCAGCCUCUCUGUAUAUCGCUCUUUAAAAAGAGAAGAGAAAUAAAGACGUUUUAAACUGGCGAACGGAAGUCGCGCAUUCUCAACAACGAAUGAAGGCUUUGUGAGGAGACACGGAGAAAGAAGAAAAAGAAGAAUCGACACACGAAUAUAUCCUCCGCGUGUAUUUAUGCAUUCCCCGCGUAAUUAAAUCCUCCGAACGAAUAAGAUAAAAGAAAAGGAAAAAGAAAAUAAGAAAAAAAGAAAGAAAGAAAAGAAAUGAAACACGGUUUCCAUGAUGUCCCGAAUUUCGACUCGGCUAAUUUAUAAAAGAAAAAAAAAAUGAACGAAUAUCGAGAUCGUCGGUUAUUGUAAUAAAGAUGGUGUGAAUAAUAACUAUGAUAAUCUGUAUGAAUGAACUAGUAUGUACGAUCGAAAGGAAGAGAGUAAGAAUGAACGAGCGAAAGCGUAAAAAGCGAUAACGAUGAAAUAUAUAUAAAUAUAAAUAUAAAUAUAAAUAUAUAUAUAUAUAAAUAUAUAUAUAUAUAUAUAUAUACAUAUGAUUGCACAAGCGAAAAAAUGAGGAUGAAUGAUGCGAGAAAGAGAGAAAGAAUUAAAUACAAUGCGUAGUUAGAAAUAUUGCACAAAACAGCACGAAAGUUACAUUAUAUAGUGGCAUUGAAUUUCCUUCUCGUGUACGCGCGUCGUGUCUAUCAUCGGUCCAGUAAGUAGUAAAAGAACGGCUGCCAUAAUCGAUUCGAAUUCUGUAUUUGAUCAUUUUUCGCAAUGGUGGUUGAAGUAAUAACGCGUUAGCAGAAAUUAAAAUAGUUGGACACAGAAGGUGUGUAUGCGUGUGUGUAUGUAUAUAUUUCACGAAUAGGUGGGUGGAUUGGGAGAGAAAUAAAGGGAGUAAGAGAAUAAAAGAGAAAGGGAGAAAGAGAGUGAAAGAAAGGGAGAAAGAGAGAAAGAGAUGGAGGUAGAGGGGAAGGGGAAGGAAAGAUUUUCGAUACUUGAAAAGGUAGAACAAGGCCGAAGUUGUAGAAACUCGUAGAACGCGAGCACCAUCUAUCUCCACGUUCCAUCUUUUAUCUCUCUGUCGCCUCCGCUUCCCUUUUGUCUCCUUUAUUUUUUGUCUUUUCUCUCUCUCUCUUUCUCUCUCUCUCACUCUUUCUCCCUCUCAUUUUUAAGCACUAACAGAGCGCGGUGCUCUUGCACCAACAAGAGCCACGCGCUCCCAACUUCCAGCAGCUACCCUCCCAGCCUAAGCUAUAUAUAUAUAUACGUUUCUUCGUGCACCGCGAAAUCCUCUCUUUGAAGCCGACGAUGAAAUCCGUGUUUGCCUAUCCCUCAGAAAUGAAACUGUCUCAUCCUGUAGGAGUGCGUCGAUGGAUAGAAAGUCCAUGAACUUUUCAGCGAAACAAUGAAUCAAAGGAACCGAUAUAUAGAGAAUAUAUAGAACGUACAUUGAAAAGAGAAGAAAAGAUAGAGAGAGAGAGAAAGAGAGAGAAAGAGACAGGGUGUUAUAGAGAAAUAGUGAGUGAGACGAAGGGAAUGAAUAGACGGAAAGAGGAGAUAAAGAAUGGGAGGGAUAGUAACGACAGACAACGAACGAUAGAUCACUUUGUUAUUAAUCAAAAGAGAUAGGGCAGAUCGUGUUUUAAGCGAAUCAAAAGCGUUCAACGUUUUCAAAUCAAAAGGACAAGAUGAUCAAAGGGUGAGGCGUAGCAGCAAUGGCAAGAGGGAAAGGAGGAGAGAUGUUUGCCUGGCGUCCGGAGACGCCCGGAAACGUAACUCCGAACGAACGAACGAACGAACGAACGGACGGACGAACGAUGAAAUCGAAGUUUUCGAGAGGUAACGUCGGUCGCGUUGUGUUACUCUCUCUCUCUCUCUCUCUCUCUCUCUCUCUCUUUCUUUUUCUCUCCCUCUUCACUCUUUUUCACCUUCUCUUUUUUUUCUCCCUUUUCUCUUCUCAUUUUUUUUACUCUCUUCUCUUUUCCAACCCUUCGAAUCGCGUCGGGUCGCGUUGAUGAAAAGCACGAUCCGCUUGGAAUUCGUAACGUUCACAGACGAAUAUUAAAGGGGGAAGAAAAAGAGAAAAGAAGAAAAGAAAGAGAGAAAGAGAGAGAGAGAGAAAGAAAAGGAUAGGUAGUGGAAUCCCGUUAACGCAUCGUUUCGCGGGCUUUAAACCACGUCAAGGACUUACGAAGAGAAAGAGAGAGAAAGAAAGAGAAAGGGAGAGGGAGAGAGAGGUGCAAAUGUCAGCUAAUAAUCCUAAGGUCCUCUCUCAACUGGCAGUGAUAAAUACAGCAGUUAUACCUGCCGUAGGAAAACGCGGAAAAGACCGACUGGCGCCGACGUGAUCUCGAUGCGUGUAACGUAAUUCGAUCGAUUUUGUUUCAUUUUAUUUUCUGUUUGUUUUUAACAAAAAUAUCCGAUGUAACUUUUUGUCAGACGAUAUCACGUAUCGUUAAAUCGAUUAGAGAGACGUCCAAUUCGACGGACGUUUGAGGAAAAAUUUUUUAACGAUUAACAUCGAAAGAAAAUUUCUCUUUUAUCCCACCCGUCGUAUAAUAUAAUAUUCUAGAAGCGCCUUAUGUGGACACGGCGCGAACGCAUUGAGAAGGAGUAACAAAAUGAUAACAAAAAUAUAUAUAUAUAUAUAUAUAUAUACAUACAUCAUACCUGCGCACAGCGGCGAUGAUGAAAGCUGUUAUUUUGAAUCGUCGCGCGUGAGCGAAGCGCGCGCGUUGUGCGUGGUGGAAAUAAUAGAUAGAUAGAUAGAUAGAUAGUUCAUAAGUCGAACGAGGAGACAUGAGAAAACAUAAGGGAGAAGAACAAAAAUCAUGUACAUUAUUAGUUAGGCGAAAAAGAAAUAAAAAAAAAAUAUAGGAUAUUUUUGUGAAAAGUGGGACGAGAUAGAGAGAAACAGAGAGAGAGAGAAAGAGAACAAACGUAACGUUUGUGCGACGAAUCUCGCCAACAAUUUAGUGUAAUAAUUAAAAAAAAAAAAGAAAAAGAAAAAAAAGAGAAAAGAACAAAAAAAAAGGAAAGAACGAAAAAAAUGAAUAAGUAAGAAAAAUCUUCUAACGAAAUUCUAUAUCUCGAAAGUGCUCGUAAGGAUCAGAAGGACUAAAGGGAAAACUUUAGUCUUUCUUACGUUUCCUUGAUUUUUUUUCCUUCUUCCCUCAUCGCGAAUAAAAAGGUCUCACUCCCUCUCGACGAAAACGCGUCUCGUUGCGCCUCUCGUCUCGAUUCCACUUUUAAGAUGGAGUUCCCCGGGGCCGGAUCUCUUUCAAAGAAUCAGCGGGGAUGACUCGUCCUGUAUAAAAUGUUUUAAGAAAAAGGCGCCUUAAACAAUUGAGGUGUGUAUAUUAACUUUAAGCGUAGUAGUCUCGUACUGUUGUCUAGAGAGCGAGAGAGAGAGAGAGCAAGAGAGAGAGAGAGAGAGAGAAAGAGAGAAAGAGAAAAUGCGAGAGAGAGAGAGAGAGAAAGGAUACCGAGUGAAGAAGUUAGCCAAGUAAGUGGACGCCCACCAAAGGGGAAACCAAAAAAUGUAGUGUAUAAUAAAAAUAAAGUGAUAAGUAGGUAAUUUUAACUUAAGCUAUGCUAGAGAAAUGUUAAGGAGGCGGAAGAGUGUUAGUGAAUAAUGUGAAUGGAAAGAAGGGACGAAGGGUAUAAGAAAGAUUUCAGAAAAGAGAAGAAUGGAGAAUACAAAGGAAAAACAAGGAGAAUACUUAUUAACAAAAGUUUUGUCCGAAGGAAGAGCAAAUGGAUAAAAAAGAUACGUGUAGGAGAGAAUUUGCGAAAUCCACUUAUGGUACCUAAGACUUAAGGACGGCGAAGCGUCCAGUUACAAUGCGAACAACACAAAUAGCCAUUACACGUUUGAAGGAACACGCGUAAUCUUUACCAAUACAUACCUAUAUACACAAUAAACACGCGCAUGUAAAUACACACGUUCGAAGGAGACACCUCGUACGCGCACCACUCCGUUAUAUAUACAGACAACAUAUACGAAUACAUAUACACAGAACAUACAAAUGAAACAGUGAAAAAAACAUCACACAACCUGUACAUCGUAGCCAUACGCGUAGAAAACGUAGCGGCGAGAGAAACUUAAACGAAAAACGCUCUAGACGUAGUGUCUAGCCUAGUCUAGCUUGUCGGUCACUAAGUUUACGAGUAAGAGGAAAAAAAAAGUCGUCACGUGAAAAAAAUAGCGCAGUAAGAAAUUAUAUCCUCAGAACGCAUACCAGAGCACCGUUACACCACGGCGUUACACGCACACGCGCACACGCGCACAAUAUUAACACGCGCCGCGGCUGCUGCCACCCUUCAACCCUCUAAUCGUUCGCCGGAGUCUCCACUCGGAUUCGGAGAUUCUACGAGACCCUUACAACGUGUCCGAUAUCAAUAUGAUUCUCGUCGUUCCAACGACGACAAUUUUUACCGUCGUCGUCGUUUAAGCUUUUCAGCAAGCUGCCGCUUCUGGCAUUUAUCGAAUCAUGACAUUUGCGAGUUACGAUGGAAUCUAAUUUCUUCUUCUUUUUUUUUUUUCUUUCCUCUUCAUCCCUCUCCUUCCUUAACCAGCAAUUUCAAUCCACUCUUUCUCUCUAUCUCUCUCUCUCUCUCUCUCUCUCUCUCUCUCGAUCAAUUCUUUAUAUUUCUUUCUUUGUAUCCUUUUUGCUUCGUCAUUCUUUAUUCCCUCCUCCUCCUCUUCCAAACUCUACAUCAUCCCUCAAUGGCAAAACGCAAUUCGAAAUCCGCUGGCACACGAUUCUACGCGUCGCAGAUUUUCUUCUAACGGAAACUUAUCGGGUGAUAGCCGACAAUCAUUGAAGAAACAUAACUUUAGAAAAGUCCUCUCGUUCUUUUCUCGUCGGGGAUAUUAUACGAUAUGUAUAUGUAUGUAGUAGGAAGUACGUGAUACGUCUUAGCGAGGAUGUUCCAUAAGAGAGAUCUACUAGUACCCUCGCAAAAGUUCCGUCUCGCUAGAUAAUCGAUAUGACAUUAUAUUUUAUAUUAAUUUAUCACGCACCAAAUCGUUCUCCGUUUAUCCGUCGUUAAUCGAUUAACAACUCAGCAGUAGCUCAUCGAGCUCUCCGUCAGAGAUUUUCUUAACGAUAUAAUAUGUAUAUGUAUCAACCUACUUAUGUGUAUAUAUCGUACGAAGACAAGCGAGGUGCAAUCGUCCUUUUCAUUAUUGUAUUUUUUUAUUAAUUAUACUUUACGAUAAGCGUAGAAUGUCUAUCCUGGUUGUCGUGUGCGUUUUUACUCAAAAAGAAAGAAAAAAAAAAGAAACAAACAAAAACAUAAGAAAAAAAAACAAAGGAAACGAUCUCCUUGUCUUUGUGAUCCAUCCGUUCCGGCCGAAUUCAAAAACAACCCUUCGAUGCUAGUAGUUACACUUUGUAAAGGGAAGGAAGGCAGCAGUCAGGCCAGUUGGUAAAUACUUUAACCGAUUCGCGGAGUUACCCCGAGUAAUAAUGCUUAGAAUUUAGUGACACGAACGUUUUAAAUGAAACGAACACGAUUUCAAGAAAUAAUGCAGAACAUUGCGAAUGAAAACCAAAAAAAAAAAAAAGAAAAAUAACAAAAGUAGGAGCCAUUAAGCAUAGGCAUAAAAGUAAUAUAUA